AGGGGCGACAGUUCUAUCCUAGAUGUCAUCCAAGUUUACCAGAAGGUGAAGUGCUGGACCAUCCUAGUCUUUAUGCUAUAAUUCUAGACUUAGCUACCACACUUGAUGUGUCACAUCUAUACUACGAUACACAUGACCUCCAAUGACCUUCUGCCACAUGCUGACCCUCAGCUAGA
Messenger RNA from Penaeus vannamei (Pacific white shrimp), 176 nucleotides. NCBI's taxonomy places the organism in Eukaryota, Metazoa, Arthropoda, Malacostraca, Decapoda, Penaeidae. The record is from RefSeq and is a predicted model, not a curated record.